AUGGCUCUCCAGAAGACCCUUCCAUUGCUUCUGCUCUUGCUGCUGACCCUGCUGGGGCUGGUGCAGCCCUCCUAUGGCCAGCUCAUGUACCAAAGAUUCCUGCGGCAACAUGUAGACUCUACAGGGAGAGGUGGCACCAACUUGUACUGCAAUACGAUGAUGCAAAUACGGGGGAUGACUUCGCGUGGUUGCAAGGAAUUCAACACCUUCAUCCAUGAAGACAUCGGGACCAUUAUUAGCAUCUGCAGCACCCCCAAUAUCCGGUGCAAGAAUGGCAAGAUGAACUGCCAUGAGGGUGUAGUAAGAGUCACAGAUUGCAAAUAUACAGGAAGUUCCAAGGCCCCCUACUGCUCAGACAGGGCGAUUAUGGGACUUUACCAGCCCCCCACGUGCAAUUAUCAGGCCACGGCCAGCACUAGGCGUGUGGUCAUUGCCUGUGAGGGUAAACCCCUGGUGCCUGUGCACUUGGACAGCUAG
Molecule: messenger RNA, 477 nt
Organism: Pipistrellus nathusii (Nathusius's pipistrelle)
Lineage: Eukaryota; Metazoa; Chordata; Mammalia; Chiroptera; Vespertilionidae
Source: the annotation of a GenBank genome assembly